Molecule: messenger RNA, 3057 nt
Organism: Sinocyclocheilus grahami
Lineage: Eukaryota; Metazoa; Chordata; Actinopteri; Cypriniformes; Cyprinidae
Product: rho guanine nucleotide exchange factor 17-like
Exons: 16
Coding region: 1-2022 (673 amino acids)
Biological process (GO): actin cytoskeleton organization
Molecular function (GO): protein binding; guanyl-nucleotide exchange factor activity
Source: RefSeq, a predicted model, not a curated record
AUGGGUGUAUGUGCACCACACAAGCGUCUGCUCUUUCACAGUGACGAUGUGGAGGAUUUUUCCAAAGAGAUCCUCGCCAAUAUUUAUUCAGCGUACAUCGACAACUUCAUGAACGCCAAAGACGCAGUGAGAAUCGCCAAGGAAGCCAAGCCUGCUUUCCUAAAGUUUCUAGAGCAAAACAUGCGUGAGAAUAAAGAGAAACAAGCUCUGGGUGAUCUGAUGAUAAAGCCAGUGCAGCGGAUCCCACGAUACGAGCUGCUAGUUAAGGAUCUUCUGAAACACACUCCUGAGGAUCACCCCGACUACCUGUUCCUGCAGGAUGCCCAGAAGAACAUCAAGCGAUUGGCUGAGAGGAUCAACAAGGGCCGGCGCACCGCGGAGGAGCUGGAGAGAGAGACGCGUGUCAUGCAGGAGAUCGAAGCGCACAUCGAGGGCGUGGAGCAUAUCCUGAAUCCGCAGAGGACGUUUCUAAGACAAGAGAUGGUGGUGGAAGCGAAAACGGUGGGCGGUAAAAAAGACCGAUCUCUGUUUCUGUUCAGCGAUCUGCUCAUCUGCACCACGCUAAAGAGAAAGUCUGGUUCUCUGCGCCGGAGCUCCAUGAGUCUAUACUCCGCUGCUAGUGUCAUUGACACAUCGAGUAAAUACAAGUUCUUGUGGAAACUGCCCUUAGAAGACAUUGAGGUGGUUAAAGGUUCCAAUCAAGCCACUAACAGAGAAAACAUCCAGAAAACCAUCAGCCGUCUGGAUGAAGAUCUCAGCACGCUUGGCCAAAUAAGCAAGCUGUCAGAAACACUCAGUUUCCCCCAUCAGAGUUUGGACGAUGUGAUAAAGGAUCUGAUGGCGUCAGUGCACCGUGAGCUGGCAGAUAAACAGUCUCUGGCCUUCAGCAUGACGUUACUCCCCACUAAACUAGAGCUGACCAGCACUUCAGCCGAGACCACCUUCAUCUUUGAGUUCAGCAGCCCUGAUACCCGCAGUAACUUUGAGCAGGCCUUUGAGGAGGCCAAGAAGAAGCUCGGUAAAUCAGAGCUAACCCUCUCUCAGACCUGCCCGUGUCCUCAUAUUCAUGUGUACCAGUCAUCAGACAACAUCAGAAACCGGAAGAACAGCAUGAAGAUGCAGCACUCUGCCUCUAUCCUGUGUAUCCUGUAUCUUGACAACAAAGUGUUUGUGUCCCUGGCAAACGGGGAGGUGAUUGUUUAUCAGAGGGAAGCAGGAAGUUUCUGGGACCCUCAGAGCUCUCAAACGCUGUGUCUGGGCUCUCCAAGUGGACCCGUGACCAAAAUGGUUCCUGUGGCGGGAAAACUGUGGUGUGGCUGUCAGAACCGAGUCCUCAUCAUCAACACCAGCACUUUAGCACAAGAGCACUCACUCCAGGUGGGUCAGGACAGUGGGCGCUGCGUGACCAGUAUGGUGAGCUAUGGUAAAGGCGUGUGGAUCGCUCUACAGGGCAGUGCUCAGGUGCGGCUUUAUCACACCUCCACCUACGAGAGCCUGACGGAGGUCGACGUGGCACCAGCCGUGCACAAGAUGCUUGCAGGCUCUGAUGCCAUUAUCCGGCAGCACAAAGCAGCGUGUUUGCGGAUCACGGCUCUUCUGGCGUGUAAGGACCUGCUGUGGAUCGGCACCAGUGCAGGGGUGGUCCUGACUCUGGCCAUCCCACCAGUGUCCUCCACUGGGCUGGGCUCUCUGCGUGCUCCCCUCCUCCCCAUGGGCUCCGCCCACGGACACACCGGACACGUCCGCUUCCUCACGUGCAUUGAGUUGCCAGAGGGCUUUGACGUCAACUUCCCACCGCCGUCCGAAUCAGUGAACUCCGCACAGAACAGCUCAGAGAGCAGCAGCGGAGGCCUGCAGAGACGAGACUCCGCCCAACGGCGCGCCUCCAUCAUCUUGCCCGUCAAAUCCAACCUGCUGGUCAUUAGCGGCGGCGACGGCUAUGAAGACUUCAGACUGACCAAUAGCAGUGAGACGAUGGGGCGGGACGACAGCACCAACCACUUACUGCUGUGGCGCGUGUGACAGAAGCCCCGCCCCCUCGACACACAAGCCGCUGGACCAGCCCACGCACUUCCCCCCCGAAACCCCGCCCCUUCCUGUUCUCUGAUGCGUUGUGCAUGAGCGUGUAAGACGCUAACCAAUGGGGUGUUUGUUUGUCGUUACGUUGUGUUAUGGGUCAUUUUUGUUUCUUAAUGUAAUAUAUUGAUCUCGCUUGCCAUGUGGUGUUUCCUGUGGCCGCUUUUGAAUAUUGUGUUGAAACUUUAAAGCAGCUUUCGGAUGAAAUUAUCGUAAAAAUCCUUGAAGAAGAAAAGAUAGACAUCAGAAAGAGAAAAAGCAGGAAAAGGUGAAGUAAAAAAAGAAAGGAAGCAAGAAUUGUUGGAUAGAGAGAGGGUUUGAAUGCAUCACAUGAGGCAGGGAGGAUUGUGGGUAAUGUGGAUGGACGUACAAAGUAAAAAGACGUGUUUUCUUCAUCUUUCACUUCGUUAGAGGACAGUCCGCACACUUUUAUGGUCAACUACUGGUCCUGACAGACUGUGAUUUCAUUGGAGAAUGAAGAUGUUUUUGUUAAAGCUCUCGUUUGUGUUGUUCGGGGCGAGAUGAGAGUUAAUCUUACGUAACCAAUGUGCAAUAUAAGGCUAGAGUACCUACAAACCGCUAUAUGACACGCACACACACACAAUUUACUACUUCAGUAAUCAUCAAACUCACUGUUAGAGUUAUUACACACUAUCACUUUAUUUUUUUUGGUUAUUGAAUCAUCUUUAUGUAUAAAUAAGACUUCACAAUGUUAUGUAAAAGAACAGCAAUGACAUUCCAUAUAUAGGUAUUGUGACAAAAAUCCUUUUGUACAGUAUUUAUGUUUUUCAUUUUUAGUUAAGUCUCUUUUAUAGCACUUAAUUUAUAAAUAAAGUAGUCUGACGUAUUUCUCUACUGAAAGAUUUCGACGCUCAACUCAAGUUGGGUCAGUGAGGUCGCAUUUGUAUGAUUUUUGAAACAUUAUUCAGGUGAAUCUCACAAAGAAACAUCCAGGUCAUAUUUCACCCCAAAAUCAAAAGA